Paramecium tetraurelia is the source of this 933-nucleotide messenger RNA. RefSeq lists its product as uncharacterized. The transcript has 2 exons. Lineage: Eukaryota; Ciliophora; Oligohymenophorea; Peniculida; Parameciidae. The record is from RefSeq and is a predicted model, not a curated record.
AUGGGUACUUGUUAACUAAAAAAUUGCAGAUGUGUGUGCUAAUCGGAUAGAUUAGCAUGCCAAUGUGGAAGUUAAAAUACUAUUUUACUAGAAGAAUAAGCAAGAGAGAUUCGGAGAAGAAUAAGUUCAGAUUAGAUGAAAAGAUCAAAUAGAUUCUCAAAUGGUAAAAGCAAAACAGGAUCUCCUGCUCAAUCUAAUUCAAGUGAUUCUUAAAAUAAGACCAAAUUUUCUACGAAUCGGAAAGCUUCAAAUAGGUCUCCAAAUUCAACUGAAAGGUAUUUGAUGUCAGAAGAAUGCAACAUCCCAACAGAAAGUAGCCAACAAAAGAAAAUAAGAAAACCUAAAAUUAGAAAUUUAAAAUUUAAUCGAAGCUUGACCUAUUUCAGUAAAGAAGUCAUAGUCUUGAAAUUUUAAGAUGUCAUUGAUUAACCAUAAAGUUAAAAGGAAGUCAAAGUAGAGUCGCCGCAAUUUUAAACUCUUAAGAAUACCUUGGAAAAUAAAUAAACUUUGGAUUAAAUUUAAUCCUUCAAGGACCCAACAAUAACAAUGAAAACACCUACUACUACUGGAGCAGAAUUAUCCAAUAAUGCAACAUAAUCGGCCCCAUUUUUCAUUCAAUAACCAUCCAUUUCUAGAGAAAGCUCACCAUCUAAAUAAUCGCAUCCAAUUACUUAAGUCAGUAUGGAACCAAAUAUAAACAAACAAUCCUUAUCUGUAAUCACAGAACAACAGUAACUAAAAAACAGAUCACACACAGCCGAUCUGUCAGAUGAUCAAAAGAGUGUUACUCCAAGAAGUGUAUUAAAAUUAUAGCAAAAGAACAAUGAUUCAUUUAGAACUUAACAAUAAGAAAAGCGUAAGGUUAGAUUUGAUCUUCCUAAUUCACAUUACAUCAAGGAGAGAAUAAAGUAAUAACAGAGAUUCUUUAAUUGA